CCUGUUUGGACAUGCGUUAAGUUUCGUUUAGUCGUGAAGGAGGAAGUUCCCUCAUUCUGGUUGUGAAGUCUCUGAGACAAACAGCUGCUAGAUAUGGCCUCUGCUUCCUACAGGGCUGAGCUCACCUGCUCCGUCUGCCAGGACAUCUUCACUGAUCCAGUCAGCCUCACCUGUGGUCACUCCUUCUGUAGGGAAUGUGUCACCGGCUCCCCAGAACAGAGAGCAUGUCCAUGCUGCCAGGCUGUCUACGCUGCUAAUCUGACCACCAACCUCACCCUAAAGAAGCUGGCCAACACGGCGAAGGAGGAUUUAAGGAACAAGGUGAGUUCCUGGAUGUGUGCCGAGCAUGAAGAGAAACUGAAGCUGUUCUGUGAGACCGACCAGCAGCUGGUCUGUGUCAUAUGCAGAGAUGGGGAGGAGCAUGACGGACACAAGUUUAAACCAAUCAAAGAAGCAGCCCAGAUCAGGAAGCAGGGACUAGAGGACACUAUGCAGCUCCUCAUUGGUCAAAACAGAACCACAGAAGACCUGAUCAAAACACAGGAAGGAGAGAAGAUGAAACUCAAGCAGAAGAGCCAGCAUCUGAAGGUCCAGAUCAGCUGCCACUUCGAUGAGAUGCAGCAGUUCCUGAAGAGGAGGCAGAAGGAGAUCCAGGAGGAUCUGGAGCAGAAGAACAAGGAGGCUCUGAAUGAGAUGGAGGUGAAUCUAGGGAGGCUGAAGACCCACCUGUCUGAGGGGAGGGAGAGGGAGAACUGGAUUAGGUCUGAAGGAGAUGUCUCUGAGCCUGAAGCCUUCCUGAAGGGCUGGGCGGAGAAGAUGAGAGAGCAGCCGUCUACAGCAGCUGAGAUGACGCUGGUACCUGAGUCUCUGUCCUUCAGCCCCUACAGCAGUCACCUGCAGUUCCUCGUCUGGAAGGAGAUGCUGCAGAUCAUCAAACCGCUGCCCGACAGACUCAUCAUGACACCAGGAAAUGCAAAGCUGACCGUCUCUCACGAUGGACGCAGUAUGUACAGCACUCCUGAACCACCUGUCUUUGGAAGAAGACACACAGAUCCAUUUAGCCACUUUGGAUCUGGAUUUUCUACACCAACUACUUAUGCAUUAUCUACACCAACUAGUUCUGAGAGGUUCUCUUCAGGCCAGCCAGACUGUGCUGUGAGCGCCCCCUUCCCCGACGGGCAGCAUUACUGGGAGGUGGAGGUGGGGUUGGGGGCUCUCUGGGAGGUGGGCGUGACGCACAACAACCUCAUAACUGCUCUCCAGUAUGACGGUCAACAAUAUCUCAUCAAACAGGACAGAGGUACAGCUAGCCCUUCGUCCCCGGUCACAGACGCACCUCGUAAGAUAGGCGUUUACCUCAACUGUGAGACCAAUGAGCUGUCCUUCUACAACGCCGACAAUUCGAUGCUGAUACAUACUAUAGUUGUUGGUAUGCAGAAUGUAGCUCCCUAUUGUGCUGUUGGUUAUGAUAGGGUGAGUCCAGACCCUCUGAAGGUCUGCUGGUACUGAAGGCCAGACCCUCUGAAGGUCUGCUGGUACUAAAGGCCAGACCUAGGACUGAACGUCACUGGGCUUGGGGUUUUCAGAAGGUAGAUUUAAGUUGGGUUUUAUAAAAAAGUAAAAGCGACACUGAUAUUGGUAACACUGACAUAACUAGCGUAAAUACAUAAAUACACAUAACUGCUGCAUGUCAUUAGCGUGAAUAAAUGGGAUACUUUAAAUUAACUGAGAAUAAAUGUUAAUCGGAAACAAGAUCAUUUCUUUUCUAUAUUAUGUUAUUGCAAUUUUUUACAAAAAGCCAUCGUCAUACAUAGUUAUUGUAAAUGCUUUCAUAUUUGCUUUCAUAUUUGCUUUGGCAUACAGGUAUUGUCUAAUUUGUUGUGUUCUUUGAAAUGUUAAGUUUUAACACAGCCAAUCAUGUUUAAAGGGUGAAACAAGGAUUUAGCUAUGGAAUACCUUGAACUAAAAAUGUGUAAAACAUUUUUCAAAUCUCAUAUUAAAUAAAUGAAAUGUGAAU
Hypomesus transpacificus is the source of this 2017-nucleotide messenger RNA. RefSeq names its product nuclear factor 7, ovary-like. The record is from RefSeq and is a predicted model, not a curated record. The coding region runs from base 94 to 1509 and encodes 471 amino acids. Gene Ontology annotation, molecular function: zinc ion binding; protein binding. NCBI's taxonomy places the organism in Eukaryota, Metazoa, Chordata, Actinopteri, Osmeriformes, Osmeridae. The transcript is spliced from 2 exons.